This is a messenger RNA of Anthostomella pinea, 1392 nucleotides long. NCBI's taxonomy places the organism in Eukaryota, Fungi, Ascomycota, Sordariomycetes, Xylariales, Xylariaceae. The record is from the annotation of a GenBank genome assembly.
AUGGGGAACGCCCCGUCCUCGAAGCCGGCUACCCCUACCCCCACGCCUCCAGCUCCCUCCAGCUCGAACCACGACUCCCCGCGAGCUUCCAAGAAGGAGCACAAGCACCUGGUCUCGCUGCACCACCAGCAGCACAUCCGAUCGCCAGCUGAGCCCGAGGCCUCGGUCGUCCAGGCCCAGGGUUCCACCAUUUCCAACAGAAACUCCCAGUCACGGCCCCUGUCCAUCCUCAACUCCUCGUCACCUUCCGCGAGCUCCAGCCACUCCGUCGCACCUCGUAAGCCGUCCGAUCAGCCAAAGCCGCAGCGACAUGCCGCCGACCUCGACAAUGAGCCCUCCAAGCCCGUAGCCGUGCCCGUGACCCAUCCCGAAACCGAUAGCUUCGCGCACGACUUUCACUACGAAGAGGGUCUCACGUCCGGUACCACUUCCAGCAGCAUACAGGAUAUGUCAUACCACCCCAUGUCGCGCCCUCCGCGCCUGCCACUCCCCAUCGAGGAGGAGAUCCAUACUCCUGGCUCGCCCAUCUUCGCUCCACAGGACAUCGACGAGGACAGGAUCGAAUAUGUAGCUCCUCUGGACGAGCAGAAUGACCUACCGCGCCGUGCGUCGGGACUGAGCAAUGCGACAGACGAGGAGGAUACUGAGGAGCUGCGCGUGGACAAGACGAGGCCAACAAUUCCGACACACAUCGAGUGGUUGCGCGGUGGUGAGAAGGUCUAUGUCACGGGGACACCUUUUCAAUGGAGCAGGAAACAGCGUUUACUCCCAGCAAAAGUCCCCGCUGUUGUCCGAGGACGCGAAGGUGUUCUCGAGACGGUCAUUCCAGUCUUUCCAGGUACACACCACAUCAAGUUCCUGGUUGAUGGUAGCAUGCAAACGUCGCAAGACCUGCCCACUACCGUCGAUUUUGGCAACAACUUGGUGAAUUACAUUGAAGUGAGCGGUGAAGGUGCGCGGAACUUGAACCUGGACUCCCGUGUUCCUAAGUCGAGCAAGGAUGCCCUUCAACUUCCGUCCAGGCCACCCUCGCCGAGUGAUGUUCCCCAGAAGAGAGUUAUAGUCCCGGUGGAGACGUUCUCUGAAAAGGUCCCCCGCUAUCUGGACGACUUCGACCAGCCCGAAGACUCGACAGUGUAUAGGAUCUCAGCUGUGGCGCUCGAGAAGCUCCCUCCGCCGCCCAGCUUGCCCGGGUUCCUGAGUAAGCCGAUUAUGAACAACACGACGCUGAUCAAGGACGACAACAGCGUCCUGAACAUGCCCAAUCAUACUGUUCUCAACCACUUGGCCACUUGCAGUAUCAAGAAUAACGUGCUUGCUGUAUCAGCAACCACCAGGUUUCAGCACAAGUACGUGACAACCGUCAUUUACAAGGCCACAAAGCACGACUAA